UGGUGUGGGCAAUGUUGUCAAAAGCGCAAAAGGUAAGGAGCAAAAACGGAAACACAAAAAAGUUGCAUGCAAGAACUCGGAUUUUAAGGGCAGUAUAUGAAGACGCUUGGCCUCAAGAUUCCAACAAUUUAUUACCAAGAUUUCUCCUACUUCCUCCUCCUCCUCUUUUUUCUUCUUCAAUAUCACCAAAGCUACACCACCUUCAAUCUCUGUCUUCUCUCUCAACUUUCUUUCUUUUUCUUAUCUGUUUCUGUUGCUACAAAGGAUAGUGAUGGAACUGUUAUUACUUUCCCGUAUGUGUAGUUAGAGAAAGAAAAGAAAGAAGAUAUUGAAUGUGAAAAUCCAAUGGCUAACAACUGGAGAUGCAGUAGUUGUAAUUGUUUUUUGUGGAGGGGCUCAUCAUCAUCAGAGUCUUAUUCUUCUUCUUCAUCAACGAAGCUAUUGUUGUUCAUGUUACCUCUUCUAGUCGUUGCUGGGCUUAUUUCAGUGUUAGGUCCCAACAACCCCUCCAAUUUAGUUGAUAUUGCUAAAAAGCCCCUCUCAGAUGCCUCUGUUACUGUCACCACGGUGGAGUCACCGCCGCUAACUGAAGUAGCGAAGAAGAAGCAAGGCGGGGAAGGGCUGGUGGUGGUGGCCGUCAAUAAUGCUCACGGCGGAAAACAGGAGGAAGCCAAAGCAAUCUCCGAAACACUCUUCAAUCACUCCUCUACUCCCUCACUUCCAAUUCAGGCCAUAGAAACGUUUAUUCAAUCUAACACCACCGAGGGAAUUCUCAAUGCCUCCUCCAAAACCUGGCCCAUCGUGGCUUCCAUGAAUGAAUCUUAUAACCCUAUUGAAACACCGAGGCGGCAAAGAAAAUUCAGCAUUUUAGAUAGAACUGAAGCUGGUCUACUACAAGCUCGAGUUGCAAUUAGAGAAGCAAAAAACAGGAGUCAAUUACAAGAUAUAGACUAUGUUCCAAUUGGACCAAUGUAUCAUAAUGCUAAAGCAUUUCACAGGAGUUACUUAGAGAUGGAGAAACUGUUCAGGGUAUAUGUGUACGAAGAAGGGGAACAUCCUGUGUUCCAUAACGGCCCUUGCAAGAACAUAUACUCCAUAGAGGGGAGUUUCAUCCAUGGCAUUGAGAUGAACGAGCGAUUCCGAACAAGAGAUCCUGAGAAAGCACAUGUAUACUUCCUUCCUUUUAGCGUAGCAAUGAUGGUGCAAUUCGUCUAUGUACGUGACUCUCGUGAUUUCGGACCCAUACGAAAAACAGUCACUGACUAUGUCAAUCUCGUAGCCGGAAGAUAUCCAUAUUGGAACCGAAGCUUAGGUGCUGAUCAUUUCAUGCUCUCUUGUCAUGAUUGGGGGCCGGAGGCAUCAUUUUCGGUACCAAACUUGGGGAAGAAUUCAAUUCGAGUGCUGUGCAAUGCUAACACAUCGGAGGGAUUCAAACCUACAAAGGACGUGUCUCUUCCCGAAAUAAAUCUCCUAACGGGAACAUUAGACGGUUUCCUUGGUGGGCCAUCUGCAUCAAAGCGUCCAGUUCUAGCUUUCUUUGCUGGUGGGCUUCACGGGCCCGUUAGGCCCGUUCUUCUCGAGCACUGGGAGAACAAAGACGAGGACAUUCAGGUCCACAAGUACCUACCAAAGGAUGUGGCCUACUACACAAUGCUGAGGAAAAGCAAGUUCUGUCUGUGUCCAAGUGGGUACGAGGUUGCAAGCCCAAGGGUAGUUGAGGCAAUUUACACUGGUUGUGUACCAGUGCUGAUUUCGGACCAUUAUGUCCCUCCGUUCAGUGAUGUGUUGAAUUGGAAAGCGUUCUCCGUUGAGGUUUCGGUUAAGGAUAUUCCUAGACUGAAGGAGAUUUUGUUGAGCAUUUCUCCUAGGCAGUAUAUAAGGAUGCAGAGAAGAGUGGGACAAAUUAGGAGACAUUUUGAGGUACAUUCUCCACCAAAGAGGUUUGAUGUAUUCCAUAUGAUCCUUCAUUCCGUGUGGCUCAGACGGUUAAACUUUAGAAUUCAUGAUGAUCUAUAACUUGGUAGCUUUUUUUUGUUGUUAUGCCACUGGUGACAAAAAUUAAUUAGUUUCGGCGGUAUGAGGUGGUACAUGUGAUUCUCUUCUUUGUCCUGUGUAAAAUUAUUCAUAGAGGAAGCAUAGGAUUCCAAUUUGCCAGUAUGCCUGGAUUCCAGUUCAUUUUAAUAAUCUCCACCGUUCCUUUUUGGUAGUUUUAUGUAUGUAAUCUGUAAGGUGUUUGCCUGAUGACAAAUUUAUAGGUAUUGAUAUGUAAAAAAUAUAUAGUCAUAUAAAAUU
Arachis duranensis is the source of this 2292-nucleotide messenger RNA. Its product is annotated as probable glycosyltransferase At5g03795. The transcript is spliced from 4 exons. Gene Ontology annotation, molecular function: glycosyltransferase activity. The record is from RefSeq and is a predicted model, not a curated record. Bases 346 to 2016 code for a protein of 556 amino acids. NCBI's taxonomy places the organism in Eukaryota, Viridiplantae, Streptophyta, Magnoliopsida, Fabales, Fabaceae.